Chaetomium fimeti is the source of this 486-nucleotide messenger RNA. RefSeq lists its product as uncharacterized. Lineage: Eukaryota; Fungi; Ascomycota; Sordariomycetes; Sordariales; Chaetomiaceae. The record is from RefSeq and is a predicted model, not a curated record. The coding region runs from base 1 to 486 and encodes 161 amino acids. The transcript is spliced from 2 exons.
AUGGGCCAACAACCUCCCCCGAGCGCCAGCGGCACCGUCCAGCUAGCCUCGCAACAUGAGCGUCUGAUCCUCGAGCUGCUUCCCUUCCAGGACAUCCGUCAGUUCCACGACUGGCUGAACGGCGUGUACGUGCGCGGCUCGUGGAACGAGUUCCUGCGGGACUUCCACGGCGCGCACCCGCUCACGCCCGAACCCGACAAGGGCGCGACGACUCAAAAGGCGCGGGAGGCCAUCAACGCGCGCGGGGCGCAGUACCUGAUGCACAACCCGGACAAGUCGGCGUGGACGGCCGAGGACCACCACGUGCGCUUCGUCGUCGCCGUCGUCUCCGACAACAUGCUCGACGGCCUGUGGUCCGACAAGGAGUGGAAGAAGGGCGGCCUCGCCGUCUGCGCCGCCGUCUUCGAGGUCCUCGUCUUCCUCAAGGCUAUGGCGGCGGCGGCCCCGGGCCCUGCGGCUGCGGAUCCCCCGCGCUACGAGGCCUAG